Molecule: messenger RNA, 1045 nt
Organism: Spodoptera litura
Lineage: Eukaryota; Metazoa; Arthropoda; Insecta; Lepidoptera; Noctuidae
Source: RefSeq, a predicted model, not a curated record
AGUUACAUAUUUUAAAUUAUUAAUUUAAUACAAAUAUGCCAACUUUGUCAUUGUCCUCUUUUUGUGGACUCGACCGUGAAACUCGUGAUUCGUGCACGGGAGGUCGAGAUACUGAGGUUACGGCUAAAACUAGGUUCAGCGACUUUGCAGAUGGAGAGUGUGGAGAACCCUUUACUCCUCAUCAUUUGCACCUAGAUUUCACUCCUGACACAGAGGUAGACACACCCUUAGUUCAGCAAAAAAUCAUUGACUUCUGGGAUUUUGUCAACAACACGCCCGAGAUACAGCACAUGUUGAUGAAACCGGACAAGUGUAUGUCAAUUGUGUCAGCAAUAAGUGAAGUCAAGAUUACUUCUCCAUCAAAACCAAAACUACAUAAAGAGGAAGUCUUGGAAAUGGACCACACUGCGAUCUCAUCACUUGGGUUAUUUAGUAAACCAGGAUUGAUAACUGAGACACCUUCAAUGCACACGUCCCUCUCUCGGGAUUCCAAAGAGAACAACCUAGACAUAAUAAUAUCAGGUGACCCGUUGAGUAGUGGCACAAGUAAAGCAGGCCGAGCACAGAAAAGUACUAAAAAGGCCAAGAAGCUGUGUAAGAUCCUAAACGAUUGGGACGACAACCAUCCUAAGUCCAUGGAUCCUCCUGGACAUGCACCACGGCUGGAGCAUUGCGUCAUUCAAAGACAAGUGUGGGCAGACAAUCGUUGUAACUAAUAUCUUUGUAAUACGCGCUGUAAGACGCGGGCUAUACAUACUGCACAUCGAGUGUUGGAAGGAGAAAUUUUUGAAUGGGCUGUUGUAAUGAAAUAUAACAUAAUAAAUCUAGUUUUGUGUGAUACUAUGAUCAUAUUUUACUUGUAAACUUUUUCUUUUUCGACCUUUGUGUUUCGAGAAGAGUGCUCGACUGAUUUUAUUGGGUUUCAGGAGCGACUUGGCCGGUUGUCUCCUUCCAAAGGUCGGUGUGCAAUAUUUACUGCAGGGUACUGUACAAUUGGGAUGAUGACGGGUAUGAAAAUUAAAAAUUCUAAUUAGUCCGCAAGUUA